GAAGGCAAGCCAGCCAGCCAGCCAGCCAGCCAUCGAGUGUGGAAAGGAGUUAGUCGCGCAAGCUUGCAGCACCGAACCCUGUGGAUUUAUCUCAGUUGGCACCAAAGUCCGCUACCAAAGAAGCAAGACUGGCUAUUUUUCCCCUGCCCUUCCGAACAAAAAAAUCUCCUCCUUUUUUUUUCUCCCCCGCUGGGGGGGUUGGAAAAUUUACAGGCUUUUUUCUCUCUCUCUCUCUCCCUCUGCCCCCCACGGCCCCAGCCGGGCGAGGGGAGAUCCUGAGGACCGGCGCCCUCCACCCCCCCUCCCCGCCAGCCUUAGCAGUCCCCUUUCUGCAGGAUUGGGUCCCGCACCAUGGCUGGAGCGUAGCUGUCCGCCCGCCCCCCCCCGCCCGCCGUGCCUCGUGGGCCAAAACGCCGCAUGGGCCCGGUGUGGGGGGGGAGUCAGCCAAUGAGAAAGCAGCGCCGAGGACGCCCCCUGCUUCGACCUCGUUAGGAGACUGUGGUGAAAGAUGGUUGGUGGCUGCGUGAAGGAGGUCGUGUGAUUGGCUGUCUUCCAGGAGAAAGCGAGCGAGCGACAGAGCGCACCACAGAGACACCAAGAGCGCCGGGAUCACAGCACAUUAUAUGUGGCAGUGACUGGAGAAAGGAAUAAACCAGAGGAAACGCUACCGGCAGCGACUGGGUGGGGGCACCCGUCGCUCAGAUCCUGGGGGGGUGGAGGGUGGGGUACCAAGACGCGUCCACUGCGGCAGGACAGACUGGAUGCAUCGCACAGUGGAACAGUUGGGGGGGCGUGCUGGACGGGAUCCCUUUUCUCUCGGCAACCUGGGCUGCAGCGGAGCCUGGAGUCCGUGCCACUCUCGCCCAUGGCUUCCGGGCGGCAGGUGCUCUGCCAGUGUCGGUCAGCCUCAGCUGCCCCCACACCUGCCGCCCAACCAUGGCUCUAACAUGGGGCAACACGGCAAGGGCUAUUACCCCCCAGGGAAUCUGGUCCCCCGCCCCCCGCAUGGGAAAGUGGAGGCCAUCCAUGGCUGCGUCCAGGCCCUGCUGCGAGAUCAAGGGCAGCCCCAGCUCUGGGAACAGCUGGGCGAGAUCUACGAGUCGGAACAGGACUGCGAGGAGGCUGUGCGCUGCUACCAGAACGCCGCCCGCUACCAGCGCGACUACGGGAGCUACGGGGAGAUGCACGCUCGGAUUGGACGCCUUCAGCAGGCUCAGCUGUGGAGCUUUCAUUCGGGGUCGUCUCACCACCGAUCAAAAGGAUCGUUGCCUCCGCUGCAGCAAGUGUGGAACCUCCUGCAUCUUGAGAAGAGGAACUUUUCCGCGAAGCGCAACCCCCAGCUGAAGCGGCCCGGCCCUCCGAUGGAGCCGCCCGUGGUCCAGCCCAUCGCUCCGGUCCAGCACCCGCCCCACCCGGGGCACGGUGAAGAGAUGCCCGCCCCCAUGAAGAGACGAAGGAGUGCCAGCCCCGACCAGAAUGGUAACGGGGUGGGCCAGCAUCAGCCUGGGCCGGGCCUCUCCGGCCACCCCCACUACCAGCUGCCUAAGCCCGGAUUAUGGAACCCCCUCCACGGAGACUCGUGGGGUCAGGAGCGCAAGAACGUGGCUGCCCCAGAGAGACAAGAGCAGAGGAACUCGGUGGCGCAUCCCUUCCCGUACCCGUCUCCCGCCUACGGCUCACAUCCGCCCCCGCACCGCCCGCCGGCCAUGGCGCCCAGCCCCCGCACACCGCCAGCACACCGCGCCCCCCUGGAGAGCCACGGCUGCCUGGCCCGGCACAACGGAAGUGACCUUAGAGACGGCCGAGCCGCCCGGGCGCGCCCCGAAUCCACCGCCACACCAGCAACCGUCGCCUGCGUGCCUUAUGCCCCGCGCCCGGCGCCAGCCGGGCCCCCCGCCACCAGCAAGACCGCCUCGCGGGGGCAGCCGGCCCCGGACAGCCUUGGUUCUGAUCAUUACCAAACCCCGGCGUUGGAGCAGCCCAGUCCCGCCCCGGAGAGCAGUGGGCGCAAACCAGCCCCCCUUCCACGUCCAAUUCCCUCCUGCCUCGCCCCCCGCAACCUGCCCUGCUCUCGCCUGCCCCCGCCCCCACCCAUCACCAGGGCGGUUCCACCGGUGGUGGUACGGCCCCCUCCCGCCUCGCAGUGCCCGCCUCCUCCCCCGCCGCCGCCUCCUCCCCCGCCCCCUCCAUUGCCGUGGCUGAAAGGUGCCGGGUUCAGUAACAAAGCCGGGGAGGGGAAGCCCAGCGGGGACCCCCUGGGCGAUCUCUUGUUUGCGUGUGGCGAGCCCCGUCGGGGGGAGCCUCCGCCUCCCCCACCGCCUCCUCCCUUGACAGCCUGUGAAUCGGGACGCAACUUCCAGGAACCCGACACCAGCGGUCAGAAAGGGGCUUUCUCUCACCCCAGGGAGGAUGCCACGGUCCAGGAGAGCCCCCCGAGGCCCGCCAGCCCUGAGCCCACGCCAGCCCCGGAAUUCUGGCUGCCAGAAAGUGGCCGAGAGGAGAACGGAUCGGGCGGCCCGAGGGCCCUGACUCCGAGCCCUGCAAUUACCUCAGGAACCUUCCUGUCCCCAGAGAGCCCGUCACAGCCACCAGCGCUACCCCCGCCCCCACCACUGCCCCCACAGCCACCCCGGGCCUCCUAUCCAAAGACCCCGGACCCGCCAGUGGCACCCCCAGCCGUGGAGGCUGCCUCCGACCACCUCUUUGGCUUCUCCAGCCCCCCGCUGGAAGACCAAUUCGAGGAGCCGACGGAGUUCUCCAAGAUCUUGCCCGACGGCCUGGCGAACAUCAUGAAAAUGCUGGACGAGUCGAUCCGGCGGGGGGAGGAGGAGCGGGAGGAGAGCUUCCCUCCCCCGCCCCCGCCCGCCCCACUCCUGCCGAGCCCCCCGCCGCUGGCCAGGCCCAAGCCGCCCCCCUCGUCGACCGGCUCCUUCGAUUACCCCAAACCGCCCGGGCAAGAGCCGCCGGAGCCCCCCUGCCUGUACCGGUUCGGCAAGCGAGACAGUGAGGAGCGGCCCCCGCCGGCAGUGCCGGCAGCGGCGGCGGCAGGAGCCAGCGGUGGCAGCAAGUUCCCCCACCACAGCACGGCGUCUCUGCUGAAGUCGUUGGCCAGCGUGCUGGAAGGCCAGAAGCACUCCUACCGGCCCAAGCCGCUGACCCCCGCAGGUGCUAAGAUCCCUCCUCCAGCCGGCGGCAGCAGCCAGGGCGCUGCGGCCCAUUUCUCUACCUCAAGCCAAGCCUGGGUUGGAGGAGCGGGGACGUUAGGGGAGCGAGUGGCCACCCCCCCGCCGCCCCCCGCCCCCCGGCCCAUCAAGACCGAAUCGGAGGUCCUAGAAGAAAUCAGCCGCGCCUGCGAGACGCUGGUGGAGCGAGCGGAGCGGGAGAAGAGCCCUCCGCCCCCCCCCGCCCGCCUCCCCGCCGCCCCCCCCCCACGCCCCAAGGAGGAGUCCCGGAAGCGGGAGCACCGGGAGCACCGGAGACACCGCCGGUCCAGCAAGGACGGCUCGCGGCGCCACCGGGACAGCAAGGCCCACAAGGAGAAGAACCGGCAGAUCCUGGGCAGCCUGGACGUGCAGAGCAGCGAGAGCCAGGCCCGCGAGAACGGGGCCAAGCCACUGCUCAAGCCCCCGCCGCUGCCCCCGCCCCCCGCCGCCGCCGCCCCCCAGCCUGAGCGGAGGCCGCCCCCCGGCAAGAAAGAGGAGGGCCCUGCCGUCGGGAGCGGCUCCACCGUGGUGUGCUCGGCCGACCUGCUCAAGCUGUGCUCCUUCACGGAGGGGCCCCCCAAGGAGCUGAAGAUCCGCCUCAUCAAGGUGGAGAGCGGAGACCGGGAGACCUUCAUCGCCUCCGAGGUGGAGGACCGGCGCAUCCCCCUGGGCGAGCUCACCAUCAGCCAUCCGGCCGCCGAAGUGGUGCGGGCCUGCAAGAAUGCCAAGGUGAAAGGGAAAUUCAAGGAGUCCUACCUGCUGCCCACCCACUCGGUCAAGCCUCAGAUCAACGUAGACGAGAAACUCCCACGGGAGAAGCUCAACCCCCCCACCCCGAGCAUAUACCUGGAGAGCAAACGGGACGCUUUCUCACCGGUCCUGCUGCAGUUCUGCACCGACCCCAAGAACCCCAUCACCGUCAUUCGGGGCUUGGCCGGAUCGCUCCGCCUCAACCUGGGCCUCUUCAGCACAAAGACACUGGUGGAGGCGAGCGGGGAGCACACAGUGGAGGUCCGCACACAGGUGCAGCAACCGUCGGAUGAGAACUGGGACCUCUCGGGGUCCAAGCAAGUCUGGCCUUGUGAGAGCAGCCGGUCGCACACCACCAUCGCCAAGUACGCCCAGUACCAGGCUGCCUCUUUCCAGGAAUCUCUUCAGGAAGACAAGGAGACGGACGACGAGGAAGCCGAUGAACCGGACAGCACCACGGAGACGCCCCCCAGCAACCCUGACCAGAAACCGCACCAGAUUAUCAAGUUUGGGACCAACAUUGACCUCUCUGAUGCUAAACGGUGGAAACCGCAGCUGCAAGAAUUGCUGAAGUUGCCGGCUUUCAUGCGCGUCACGUCGACGGGGAAUAUGUUGAGUCAUGUGGGUCACACUAUCUUGGGCAUGAACACCGUGCAGCUCUACAUGAAAGUGCCAGGCAGCCGCACUCCAGGCCACCAAGAGAACAAUAACUUCUGCUCCGUGAAUAUCAACAUCGGACCGGGAGAUUGCGAAUGGUUUGCAGUCCACGAGCAUUAUUGGCAGAACAUCAGUGCCUUCUGUGACAGGCAUGGUGUGGACUACCUGACCGGUUCAUGGUGGCCCAUCCUAGAAGACCUCUACCAGUCCAACAUCCCGGUCUACCGCUUCAUCCAGCGCCCCGGAGACCUGGUGUGGAUCAACGCUGGGACCGUGCACUGGGUUCAGGCCACGGGCUGGUGUAAUAACAUCGCCUGGAACGUCGGCCCGCUGACGGCUUACCAGUACCAGCUGGCGCUGGAGCGCUAUGAAUGGAAUGAGGUGAAAAACGUCAAGUCCAUAGUGCCUAUGAUCCACGUCUCCUGGAACGUGGCCCGCACGGUCAAGAUCAGCGACCCCGACUUGUACAAAAUGAUCAAGUACUGUCUGAUGCAGUCUAUAAAACACUGCCAGAUGCAACGCGAGAAUCUCGUGCGGUCUGGGAAGAAGAUUGCCUACCAGGGCCGGGUGAAGGAUGAACCGGCGUACUAUUGCAACGAGUGUGACGUGGAGGUGUUCAACAUCCUCUUUGUGACCAGCGAAAACGGCGGCAAGAACACGUACCUGGUGCACUGUGAGGCCUGCGCCCGGAAGCGGAGCUCCUCCCUCCACGGCGUCGUGGUGCUCGAACAGUACAAGACGGAAGAACUGAUACACAUCUACGACAGCUUCACCCUGUCUGCAUCACCAAGUUCAAGAUGAGCCAUACCACGCCCGGACACGGAUGUCUGGGCUUGUCUCUCCACGCUGGUCUCUCCCUUGCUCACCGUGUGUGUGGUGGAGGAGGGUGGCGCUAGCCUGGCCCCGAUCCUUCCCUAAUAGCACCUGAGCCUCUGUUUUCCACCCCUUCACUUAACUCAUGCCUGCCCUGAGUUGGGACAACACAGAACUGGCAAAACAAGACGUUCCCCCAACGGACUCUUUUUAAUUUAUUCUUCAAAAUGAACCCUCAUUUCCUCCUCCUGAGUGGUGCUGAUUUUGUAUUAAGAAAAACAACAAGAAGAAAAACACACACACAACAACCUGAAUUAACAACCACAAAAGGGCAGCGAAACCGGCCAAAAAGGUCGAGGCGGCUUUCUCUGGACGCCCUGGGAGUGGGGCCCUUCUCCUCGCUUUGUGUCAAACUCCACCGUGCCUGAUUCCCCUUGGACAAGGAUUGGGGGGGCUUUUGAUGAACAGAUGAAAAGGGAAGGAAAUAUUUCCUUCUUCACAAGAGCAUUAAUUAUUAUUCUCUCUCUCUCUCUCUCUCCCUCACCGGGGAGGAGAACGAAGGUGCGGACCAGGGAGAAGACUGUGCAUUUGGGGUGCGCAAAUUCGUUUGUUUGUCCUUUUAAUCACAUUUUUUUUCUCUCGUUGGAAAUUUAAAGGAAAAAAGAAAAAAGAGAGAGUUUGGAAAACAAAAUCACAAGCAAGCAAAAAAAAAAAUUAAUACGGGUUUCUUAACACAGGACUUUUAUGGGUUCAGUUCUCUCGGGGUGAACUUCUUGUCUGGGAGGGGUGGGAGAGUGUACAUUGAUUUAUAUAUAUUGGCGGGGUGGGACGGGGCCCGAUUUGCGCGUGUGGUUUUUAAUUAUUCUGAUGGACAUUUGAUUUCUUACAUCCUUUUAUAUAUUAUAUAUAUAAAUAUAAGAAGAAAAAAAAUCUUGGUUUGUAUUAGAAACUGCUUUUAAAAACAAAAAUCACAAAACAUAAAAAAAAAAUAUCCGAGUCCAGUCGAAAUGUUUGUGCGAAGCACAGGACACGAAUCCCUGUGCAAUGAGCUGGGAUGGUGAAAAUAUAACCCUAGCGCAAAGGGUAUGGUGCUUGCCCCAGACCAGACGCACAGGUAGAUGGGAGAUUUUCCUUUUUCUUUUUGCAGAAAGGCGGAGGGAGCGUUAUUUCUACUCUGCCACAACCUCCUUAGGGAUUCUCAUUGCUCACGUAUGACCCCCUGUGCCAAUCCGGUCGGGGGCACCCUAACGAUGAAUCGUAAACUCUGCUCCUCAUCCUCCUUAACUAUUAAAUACCUUCCCACUCUUCACCUGUAGCUGAUAAAAUCGUUUAAACCUUAACGUUAACCUUUUAUUUCCCCCUUUGCUCAAUUUGUUGCCCCGGCCUCCUUCAAUGCUGCAUGCUUUUCGUGGUUUCUACCGUUCUCACUCCUAUUUCAUUUAAAACAAACGUGUCUCAAAUUUGGGGUAAUUUUUCUCCCCCUACUUUUUUUUUUAAUGCCUCAGAACUGUUUUGCAAUUUGUAAAUGAUCUCCCUCCCUCCCUCCCUCUCUCUCUCUCUCUCUCUCUCUAAUUUAUAUGUCUAUUUUUGGUAAUGAUUUCUCUAUUUAUUGGUCCUUUAUUCGGGUUUGAUCCAGCUUUUUCUUCUUUUUUUUGUAAAAAAAAAAAAGCAUUUUACAAUGUUGUAUCUGUUUUAUUUUUUAUUUUAUUUUUUAAGUAUUUCUUUUUUGUCGGUCCUUUUUGGCUUCUCGCUGGAAUUUUUUAUUAUUAUUAUUGUUAUUAUUAUUAUUGAAUUUCUAAAUGUUUUAUUUUUGUCUGUCGAUGUUUUCCUUGACAUGGUGCUCAGUUUUCUCACUGGGGGUGGGGAGGGGAAAUAAAUGCUUGAUUCUGGUUCA
Molecule: messenger RNA, 7317 nt
Organism: Elgaria multicarinata webbii
Lineage: Eukaryota; Metazoa; Chordata; Lepidosauria; Squamata; Anguidae
Gene: KDM6B
Product: lysine demethylase 6B
Exons: 25
Coding region: 762-5411 (1549 amino acids)
Biological process (GO): regulation of gene expression; heart development
Cellular component (GO): MLL3/4 complex
Molecular function (GO): protein binding; chromatin DNA binding; histone H3K27me2/H3K27me3 demethylase activity
Source: RefSeq, a predicted model, not a curated record